Messenger RNA from Talpa occidentalis (Iberian mole), 3692 nucleotides. RefSeq names its product golgi associated, gamma adaptin ear containing, ARF binding protein 2 (gene GGA2). The record is from RefSeq and is a predicted model, not a curated record. Gene Ontology annotation, biological process: vesicle-mediated transport; intracellular protein transport. Gene Ontology annotation, molecular function: small GTPase binding; ubiquitin binding; phosphatidylinositol binding. Lineage: Eukaryota; Metazoa; Chordata; Mammalia; Eulipotyphla; Talpidae. Gene Ontology annotation, cellular component: trans-Golgi network. The transcript is spliced from 17 exons. The coding region runs from base 27 to 1874 and encodes 615 amino acids.
CGGGCGGCGGCGGCUGAGGCCGGGCCAUGGCGGCGACGGCGGUGGCGGCGGGGGCCGGGGCGGCGGCGGGGGCCGAGGCGGCCGAGGGGCGCGCGGGGCCGGCGGCGGCGCUGGAGCGGUGGCUCAAUAAAGCCACAGACCCAAGCAUGCCAGAACAGGACUGGUCAGCUAUCCAGAAUUUCUGCGAGCAAGUGAAUACUGAUCCCAAUGGCCCAACACAUGCGCCCUGGCUGCUGGCCCACAAGAUCCAGUCUCCACAAGAGAAGGAAGCCCUCUAUGGCUUAAUGGUGCUGGAGAUGUGCGUGAGCCACUGUGGAGAGAAGUUCCACAGCGAGGUAGCUAAAUUCCGCUUCCUGAAUGAGCUGAUCAAAGUGUUGUCCCCAAAGUACCUCGGGUCCUGGACCACAGAAAAAGUUAAAGGAAGAGUCAUUGAAAUACUUUUUAGUUGGACAGUCUGGUUUCCAGAAGAUAUCAAGAUCCGGGAUGCUUAUCAGAUGCUGAAGAAACAAGGAAUCAUAAAGCAAGACCCUAAACUCCCCAUGGAUAAGAUCUUGCCCCCACCUUCUCCCUGGCCCAAGAGCUCCAUCUUUGAUGCUGAUGAAGAAAAGUCAAAGCUUCUGACCAGGCUUUUGAAGAGCAACCACCCUGAGGAUCUUCAGGCUGCGAACCAGCUGAUCAAGACUUUGGUCAAGGAGGAACAAGAAAAGUCAGAGAAGGUGUCCAAGAGGGUCAGUGCUGUGGAGGAAGUGCGCAGCCAUGUGAAGGUGCUUCAGGAGAUGCUGAGCGUGUACCGCAGGCCUGGGCAGGCCCCCCCAGACCAGGAGGCCCUGCAGGCGGUGUAUGAGCGGUGUGAGAAGCUGCGGCCCACCUUGUUCCGGCUGGCAAGUGACACCACCGAUGACGACGAUGCCCUCGCGGAGAUUCUCCAGGCAAAUGACCUCCUCACCCAGGGAGUCCUGCUGUACAAACAGGUGAUGGAGGGCCGUGUCAUCUUUGGGAGCACAGUGGCCAGUUCAGUGGGAGACGUACCUGUCUCCAGAGUCUUUCAGAAUCCAACAGGCAGCAUGAAGAACUGCCCACUGAUUGACUUGGAGAUGGACAGUGGAUCUGAGCAGACCAGGACUGUGGCACCUUCUUUACUUCAUCAGGACCUGGCAGCCUUAGGAAUCAGCGAUGCUCCAGUUUCCAACAAGGUUGCAGGGCAGAAUUGCUGUAAGGAAAAGCAGAAUCCUACUGCCAGCCCCCUGCAAGGUGGUGGUGGUGAGAGCUCUUCUGCGGAGACAAACUUACUGGAUCUCCUCUCUCCACAACCGUCUCCAGCCCCACUGAAUUAUGUCCCACAGAAAACUAUCCCUAAGGAGGUGCCACCAGGCACUAAGUCCUCUCCGGGUUGGUCCUGGGAGGCCGGCCCACUGGCUUCUUCAUCUUCCCAGAAUGCACCUCUGGCUCAAGUAUUUGUCCCUUUGGAAUCUGUUAAGCCCAGCAGUCUGCCGCCUAUUAUUGUGUAUGACCGGAAUGGAUUCAGAAUUUUGCUCCACUUUUCCCAAACUGGCGCCCCUGGCCACCCAGAGGUGCAGGUGUUGCUGCUGUCCAUGAUGAGCACUGCCACCCAGCCCGUCUGGGACAUCAUGUUUCAAGUGGCAGUGCCAAAGUCGAUGAGAGUGAAACUGCAGCCAGCGUCCAGCUCCAAGCUCCCUGCAUUCAACCCUUUGAUGCCUCCAGCUGUGAUCUCCCAGAUGCUGCUCCUUGACAAUCCACACAAGGAGCCCAUCCGGUUACGGUAUAAGCUGACAUUCAAUCAGGGUGGACAGCCUUUCAGUGAAGUAGGAGAAGUGAAAGACUUUCCAGACCUGGCAGUCUUGGGUGCGGCCUAACUCUUCACAAGACAGACUCUGCAGACUCUGCCUUUCAAGCUUAGGCAGAUGUUUUGCUGUCUAGACAGGACUUAUCAAUGGCGAUUCAAUGCAGAGUGCCAAGUUUUAUCCUGACUUCAGGCUUUGGAUGCCAACCUCAUACUUACUCUGCAGAUAGUAUGUGUGUGUGUAUAUGUAUGUAUGUUGGGUAAGGGGGGAGGAUAGAGCAGGGUUGGGAUGUGGGCAGUGUGGGAAAUGCUAAACAUUUUUGAUAACCAUCUGCUAUAAUCAUAGCUGUUUCUGCAUGUUGGUGGACAGUGAUGUCCCUGCCUCAGGUGAGAGGUUUUAUAAGCCAAAGUGUUUUUUUCCCCUACCCAUGUAUUGUUAUCUUCUCAUUCAUCCACUCUGUGCCUUGUCAGCCUUUGAAAGUCUUGGUUUGCUCCCAGGAUGCUUUUCUCAGGGACCUUAAAAGGGACCUGGUUGGUCUUGGGGCAGAGAGUAUAUUUUGGGACACUCUCUUCCAAGAAAGACCUUGUCUCCAUUUCCAUUAGUCUGCUGCUUGCAUGUGUUCAGUAAGAUCUAAAUGGAAUGCCUGUUGCACUGUUUUCCAGGCAAGUUGCUGCCGCUAGAGCAAAGGACCACACUGGGUGGGCCAAUCAUGUCUUCACCACUGUGCCUUAGAAUCAGUCACCCACAGGUGGGCCCACCAGGGCAGAGGGAAAGCAGAUCCCAGGGGUUACUCAGGCCUCAGGUUCCAUGGGUUUGGCAGCCUGUCUGGGCCCUUACUCAGGACCCUCAUUUCCAUCCUCAUCUUUCUCCACAAGCAUUUGCUCAGCUUUUUGAUUGUGACACCAUGUCAGUCUUUGUAUUGAUAAAUCAUAGCUAACAGGUUCACUCUUGCCUGUUGACUUCACAAUCUGAGAUAGAGAACUGUGAUGCUGAUGGAUAUGAAGAGAGCUUAGCAAUGAUUUGUGUGGUGACCGAAAACAGAAAGUCAUUGAAUAAACACCCGUGUAGCAAAUACACUUUGUGGAGUUUUGCAUGAGUGGGAGAUGCAUACUCCAUUGCAUUUGGAGCUGGUAGACCUCAGGGGAACUCAUUUGUUGAAGUAAGGAAGACUUCAUGGGGGAUGUGGCACCCUAAGAACUGCUUCAGUGAAGAGAAGCUCUGAGGAUCUGAAUGAAGAUGGAAAAGAGGUGGAUAUUUGUUACUUUUGUGGUUUGAAGAAAAGAAUUCAGGUUUAUGAUCAACUAGUACUUAGUUCCUACUCAGUACUGGGUGCUUUGUGCAUGUUUUAAAGUCCUGCUUGGCCUGAUUGGUGAGAGAAGGAAGCUGAGUCUGCUGAUGUGGCCUAAUGGAUUAAAAUCUGAGCAGCUCACCUCACUGGACGGGAUUCUACCUCAGAAACUCUAAGGCUCUGUUUGAGGCUCGUUGUAACAAGAUCUGGUACUUUACAGUCUAAUCUUUCCACUUCUGCAUGUAGUUGGAUGUCCUCUAACACAAAUUGGUGGGGGUGGAGCUGUAAAAGAUCAUCAAGGAAUGCUAAUUUUUAGGCAAAUGUGAACACUUACGAAACAAAUUAUGGGGUGAUUUCUUGUGGCAUAACUCACCUAAUUUUUUUUUAAAGAUUUAUUUAUUUAUACAAGAACUGGGGUACAGGCCAGAUGUGUGGGAGGGUGAGAGGAUUCACCAGAGACAGAGUGGAGAACAGAACAGGCAGAAUGACGAAAUACACUGCUGAGGGGAGCAGCGGGCACGACAGGAGAGGUCUGUUGUACCAUGUGGGACCCUCGCUGGCGGCCGAGAAUGAACCCAUGCUGCAGAGGCUACGGACACUUC